AAGUUAAUCUGACAUUGAAAAACAAAUUUACAUAGUAUUUCAGUAUUGAAUUGAAUUUUUCCUGGAGCUCGGAUUAUCCACCUGAUAUUUAUCAAAGUAUUCUCCAAGCAGUGACCAGGAGCAGUCACUAUAAAUAAUUGCAGAUUUCCCGAUUUUGCCGUAAAACAAGAAUAUCGAGGCGUGUGUGAGGCAAAAUUAUACGACAUUUUUCGCCAUCACCAUGCCCGCUAACAAGUCGGGCGCAACUGGAGCAGUGAGACCGGUAGAGAUACCGGAAACCGCGACAACAAACUCAUCCCAUGCCGCCCCAUCAUCAGCAGCAGCCCCAGAGGCGUCGCCGAACGGUGGCGAUGAGGCUGCCAAAGAGGCAGAGGAGCGCGAGGAGCUGCGGCUGUUCAUCCACGAGCUGGGUGAGAAAAUCGAGAGCAAGCGGCUGCUGCGUCAGCAAAAUGCCAACAUUGAGCUGCCCGGCGAGGAGUUCUUUGCCCGCCUCGACUCCAGCCUGAAGAAGAACACUGCGUUUGUGAAAAAGCUGAAAAUGUUCACCACCACGCAGCUGGAGCCGCUGCUCCGUGAACUGUCCGCCUUGAAUCUGAGCAAGUAUAUUUCGGAGAUCUGUGCCGCCCUGGCGGAGGCCAAGCUCAAGAUGAACGAUGUACCUUCGGUGGUGAUGCUAUCCUCACGCCUUCACGCAACCUAUGUGGACUUCGAUACGCACUUCCUGGAGGCUUGGCAGAAGGUGUUGAACAUCAAGGCCGAGAAGAUCAGCAACCCGAGCAAGCUGCGCGUCGAUUUGCGCCUCUUUGCGGAGCUGAUUAGCUCGGGUGUUAUCCAAAUGAAGCCCGGCCUGGCCCUGCUGGGCAUGGUACUGGUCCAGCUAAUCGGCCAGGACAAGGACGGUCAUAACAACUUCUCCAUUAUACUCUCGUUUUGCCGUCACUGCGGCGAGGAAUAUGCUGGCCUGGUGCCGCAGAAAAUGCAGCAGUUGGCUCUCAAGUACGGCGUCGAGGUGCCCAAAUCCGAUUUCCUGGCAGCGGACAAGCAGGCGAACCUGCGCACCAUGCUCAAGGGCUACUUCAAGGCCCUGUGCAAGCAUGUCCUGGCUGAGCAGACCGAACUGAUGAACAUGACCAAGAACAUACGCCGCACGAUGGAGUGCAAGGGCGAGAUCUCCUCUGAGAAGCGCGAGAAGUGCGAAAUGAUGCAGGCGAGCUUCGACAAGCUGCUGGCCUCCGCCCAGACCCUGUCGGAGCUGUUGGCCGAGCCGCUGCCGGAGCUGGCGAAGGAGUCUGAGUGCUGCAGUCCGGGUACAGUGAUUGACAACAUGCUGGACAGUGCCGCCUGCGGGGUGCUCGAUCCUUGGGGCGAUGAGGAGACACGUGCCUUUUACACAGAUCUGCCCGAUCUGCGCCAGUUCCUACCCGACUUCUCUGCCCCCAAGGUGGACCUUGAGACCAUGGAAGAGCCCAGCGAGCUCACCGAAGAGGCCAUUGAUGCCAAUUUAGACGCCGAAAUGGAUAUCGACGAUCCGCCCUCCACAAAUUCGGAUCCACCGUCGGAGAACAUAGCCGAAGACCAGCCACCGCCAAGCACUCCACCCCUGCUGGCAACCACGGGCUCCUCGGCUAACGAUUUGAAGCCGCAGAAAAUGUGCAGCGCUUUGAUGGAGCUGGGACGCCAGCAGCUGCAAAGCCAACCGCAGACCACUGCCCAGACACAGCAACAGAUACGCCAGCAAUUCGAUAUAUUCCUCGUGAAUCUCUUCAAUUGCGUCAACAAGGAACUAAUCGACUCGGCCGCCAUCGAAUUUCUGCUCAACUUCAACACAAAACACCAGCGCAAGAAGCUGACCCGGACGAUAUUUUCGGUGCAGCGCACCCGCCUGGAUAUCCUGCCCUACCUGUCGCGCUUCAUGGCCAUCGUUCAUAUGUGCAACACAGACGUGGCCGCCGAUCUGUCCGAGCUGUUGCGCAAGGAGUUCAAGUGGCAUAUACGCAAAAAGAAUCAACUGAAUAUCGAGUCCAAGCUAAAGAUAGUGCGCUUCAUUGGGGAGCAAGUGAAGUUCGGGCUCUUCAAGAAGUUCGACGCCCUCGGAUGCCUCAAGAUGCUGCUGCGCGACUUUCAGCACCAUCAGAUCGAGAUGGCCUGCGCAUUUGUGGAGGUGACCGGUGUCUACCUGUACAAUUGUCGCGACUCCCGUCUGCUCAUGAACGUCUUCCUCGACCAAAUGCUUCGCCUGAAGAUGGCCACAGCCAUGGACUCGCGUCAUGCGGCCCAAAUUGAGAGUGUCUACUAUCUGGUGAAGCCCCCAGAGUCGUCCAAGCGCGAAUCCGCACCACGUCCCGUCAUUCACGAGUACAUACGCCACCUGAUCUUCGAGGAGCUGUGCAAGCAGAACGUCGAGCGGUGCAUCAAAAUGCUGCGGCGCAUCAAUUGGCUGGAUCCGGACACCAGCGGCUACGCCAUCAAGUGCCUUAGCAAAGCAUUUCUUUUGCGCUUCCCACUCAUUCGCUGCCUGGCCGAUCUGGUGUCCGGCCUCAGCUCUUACCAGCCCCGGGCCGUCACCAUUGUCAUUGACAAUGUGUUCGAGGACAUACGCGCCGGCCUCGAGAUCCAUUCGCCGCGCAUGGCCCAGCGUCGCAUAGCCAUGGCCAAGUAUUUGGGCGAAAUGUACAACUACAAGCUGGUGGAGUCCACACACAUUCUGAAUACCCUGUACUCGAUUAUCUCGCUGGGUGUGUCCACGGAUCAGAGCGUGGUCUCGCCGCUGGAUCCGCCGGACAGCCUGUUUCGCCUGAAGCUGGCGUGCAUGCUUCUCGACACCUGCGGCCCCUACUUCACCAGCCAGGCCACGCGCAAGAAGCUGGACUAUUUCCUGGUGUUUUUCCAGCACUAUUACUGGUUCAAGAAGUCCCAUCCCGUAUUCUGCAGGGAGAAUGCGAGCUCUGCGGAUCUCUUUCCCAUACUGGUUGAUCACACAUAUCGCGACUGUCUGAGCGCUGUCCGUCCCAAGCUGAAGCUGUACACAAGCCUGGAGCAGGCCAAGGAGUCCAUCGAUCAGUUGCAGGAGAGACUCUUCCCCCAUUUGAAGUCGCAUGCCAGCGAUCCCAAUCUGACCAGCAUCAAUGAGAACAGUGAGCUAGACGAGGGCCCCACUGACGAGGAUUCUGGCUCCUCGAACGAUCAGCGGGAGCGUCAGGCUGCCGGCCUGGAGCCGGAGCAGAGCAACGAAUGUACUGAAAACGAGACAGAUGUGCCACUGGGACCACCACCACCGCCGGAAUGGUCCAAGGAGGACUUGGAUUUCGAGCAGCAAUACGAGAGAAUGACUACCGAUUCGUACCAGGAACGGCUCAAGGAGCCCGUCAAGGCUACUGCCAAGGACAUACCCGUACCCAUGAUGGCGCGUCUGCAGAAGAAGUCGUACGAGCAGAUCUCAGCUGGCCAGAUCUCAAAGGUAGUCAGUUGUCCAGACCUGCCGCCUCGCUCGCCAGCACCCGAUCUGCCCGAGGGCUCUGGCAAGGCACCGCCCGUAAAUGCCGGAGGUGCAGGAAAUGCAGCAGGACCUUCAGCGGCAGCAGGAGGAGGAGCAGCAGCUGUUCCAUUUGUGCUGAUGGUGCGCGGCAACAGAGGCGGCAAGCAGCAGUUUAAAUCGUUUGUCUGUGCCUCAGACUCCCACUUGGCCAUCAAUCUGAAGGUGCAGGAGCAGAAGAUACGCGAGGAGAAGGAGAAGGUCAAGCGCCUCACACUGAACAUCACCGAGCGCAUAGAGGAGGAGGACUACCAGGAGUCGCUACUGCCUCCGCAGCAUCGAAAUUUCACUCAGAGCUACUACCAGAAGCCCAACAGACACAAGUUCAAACACCAAAAGGGCGCCCCCGAUGCGGAUCUCAUAUUUCACUGAGACGUCCAGCAGCCACAGACAGCCUCAGGCCGAUUCUGGGCCACAGACCCCAGACCAAUCCAAGUCAAGUUAACAAUCAGGGAAUGCACACACUGGCAUCGCAGUAACUAUGGGUAAAGCGGAUGAUGGAUGCAGGAUGAUGGACGAUGGAUGGUGACCCCAACAACGUUCAAGUUUACGACAUAUUGAAAUAUUGUAACAGGGAAUACGAAUAGAGAAAGAGGGCUCCAAGAGACCGUGAUGCUCUGACUGCAGGAACCUACAUACACAUCCACAUCCACACCGUGUCUCAUGUCCACGUUUUAGUCCAAUCCUCAGGCACAGGACACCUGGACAUACACGUUUUUACACCGUACUUAAUUUGAGUUCCCACCACAGCGCUCAUCCGCUUUAUCCCAUCGCCAGCGCGCUGGCAAGCCCACGAGAUUCUACACUCAUUGCCAAUGCCAUGCCCCACGCAAGCACAGAUCGAGCGGCAUGGCAGCUCAAGAAAUUAUAAGGCCCUCCCCCAUUCGAUACCCUCCGCUAUGGUGUACAUAAAGAGCAGAGCAGAGUCUAUAAACUAACCAUACACAUAGUACGUACGAUUGCCUAGACUUGUUUUGAAAACAGCCCCCUCUGCUGAAGAGCGACACAACACAAUCGAUUGAUACAUAGAUAGAAAUGCAUAUAUACCAUAAACCACAAACCAUAUACCAUAUAUGUAUGUUGUAAAUAUAUGCAUCCGUACAUACCAUACCCGAGAAACCACCCGAACCGAUGGCUGUUUCCACACUUAAACCCGAGCCCACACAAGAGAUAAAGAAUAUACCAUAAUUACAUUUAGAUCGGGGGGAAUAUCUAUAUAGAUUCGAUAUAUUUACACAUAUACACACGCAUGUAUAGUAGCUGGGUCCCAUCCUUCCUGUCCUCCUUGCCCUUUAAUGUCUUGACUGGACUUUGACACAUUAAAAUAGUACAUCCCCAAGAA
Molecule: messenger RNA, 4874 nt
Organism: Drosophila pseudoobscura
Lineage: Eukaryota; Metazoa; Arthropoda; Insecta; Diptera; Drosophilidae
Gene: Upf2
Product: UPF2 regulator of nonsense mediated mRNA decay
Exons: 4
Coding region: 221-3904 (1227 amino acids)
Biological process (GO): nuclear-transcribed mRNA catabolic process, nonsense-mediated decay
Cellular component (GO): exon-exon junction complex; cytoplasm
Molecular function (GO): RNA binding; protein binding
Source: RefSeq, a predicted model, not a curated record